AUGCCUACCGCCAAACUCCAGAAGAGCAAUGCGUACUUCUCGCGCUUCCAAGUCAAGUACAGGCGUCGCCGUGAGGGAAAGACCGACUACUAUGCCCGUAAGCGGUUGAUUACCCAGGCGAAGAACAAGUAUGGUGCGCCCAAGUACCGCCUGGUCGUCCGCUUCACGAACAAGGACAUCAUUGCCCAGAUCAUCCACUCGGAGAUCAGCGGUGACAAGGUCUUCAUGGCCGCCUACGCCCACGAGCUGAAGCCCUACGGUAUCACCCACGGCCUCACCAACUGGGCUGCCGCCUACUCCACCGGUCUCCUCCUCGCCCGCCGCACGCUGAAGAAGCUCGAGCUUGACGGAGACUUUGUUGGUGUCGAGGAGGCUGACGGUGAGUUCACUCUUACCGAGGCCGCCGAGGUCGACGGUGAGGAGCGCCGCCCAUUCAAGGUCUUCUUGGAUGUCGGUCUCACCCGCACCUCCACCGGUGCCCGUGUCUUCGGUGCCAUGAAGGGUGUCUCCGACGGUGGUGUCUUCGUGCCCCACUCGGAGAACCGUUUCCCCGGUUACGACAUGGAAGGCAAGGAGCUCGACGCCGAGACUCUCCGCAAGUACAUCUUCGGUGGCCACGUCGCUGAGUACAUGGAGACGCUUGCCGAUGACGACGAGGAGCGCUACAAGUCCCAGUUCAGCGGCUACAUCGACGAGGACAUCGAGGCCGACGGUCUCGAGGAGCUCUACCAGGACGCACACAAGCAGAUCCGCGAGGACCCCUGGAAGAAGGAGGACGGUGACGCGCCCAAGAAGUCCAAGGACGAGUGGAAGACGGAGUCCCUGAAGUACAGGUCCCAGAAGCUCACCAAGGCGGAGAAGGAGGAGCGCGUCCAGAAGAAGAUUGCGGAGCUCAAGGCUUAA
Dothidotthia symphoricarpi CBS 119687 is the source of this 903-nucleotide messenger RNA. Its product is annotated as 60S ribosomal protein L5-B. Gene Ontology annotation, cellular component: cytosolic large ribosomal subunit; ribosome. The record is from RefSeq and is a predicted model, not a curated record. Lineage: Eukaryota; Fungi; Ascomycota; Dothideomycetes; Pleosporales; Dothidotthiaceae. Gene Ontology annotation, molecular function: structural constituent of ribosome; 5S rRNA binding. Gene Ontology annotation, biological process: ribosomal large subunit assembly; translation. The transcript is spliced from 4 exons. Bases 1 to 903 code for a protein of 300 amino acids.